AAUGUGAGCUAUGAAAUCCCUUAUCAGAGGAAACAGGUUCAGAAGAUUCAGCAGCAACUGUUAGAGCUAGAUCGCAAGGAAGCUGAUAUUAAAAGAAGUGCUGCGCUCUCAGUGGCCAAGUACGCUGAAGCUUGCCAGGAGCUUGGAUUACAGGGGAAAAAUGUCCGAGUAGAACUUCUCGAGACAGCACAAUUACUUCCAAGCACGUUUCGCAAGAUUCUAGAUGUUGUGAACAAUGACAACAUGUCCCGGGCAAUUGAAUAUUAUACCAAUUUUGUCAGGGAUGCUCACACUGAAAAGGAUAGAUCUUUGGGAGAUGUAAUACAAAACUUGAAGAAUAUGCGUGAAAACCCCCCAUCUUUAAAUGUUGCUGUUGACUCUGACAUUAUCAGUGACGUGAAUGUUCAUGCAAGUAAAAAUGAAUUGAAUCCUGCAACAAGCAAUGCUGCAAUUGCUGUGCCUGACAUUGACUGGGAUAUUUCUGUGGAGAGUUCACAAAUUGAUUGGGACAUUGGAAUUGUUGAAGAAACUGAGGAUAAUGGUAAUGGAUUGGGUCCUUAUGAAAUCAUUAAUGCCUCUGAUAUCGGAUCUGAUCCAACAGUAUCAAACCAAGAACUGGGCUCACAUGCAGAUAUAUCUUGGGAUAUUAGUGUGGAUACUCCUCAGGUUGAUGUCAUUGAUGAUGAUAGUGCCCCAACUGUAGUGUUGGAGACCCAGACUUCUCUUCCAGAUGCCCUAUCAAAAUUGACAGAAAACAAGGAAGAAAGGAGCCAACUUUUAGAUACGGAGUACAGAAAUAAGAUUCUGGAUGAUCUAUAUGAGGUGAAAUCCUUUUUAAAUCAACGAUUGGCUGAAUUGAGGAAUGACGAAACUUUGUCCCUGCAAAAUCAAGUUCAGGCAGUUGCCCCCUUUGUGCUACAACAGUACGCUUCUGAUGCAAUAGAAACUAUGCAAAGUGAUAUUUCUUUGGCAAUUUCAUUGCUGACAAAUAGGAAAACGAGGGAUUUGAUUAUGAUUCUCAACUCCAAAAGAUUUCUAGACAGACUAGUCAAUUCAUUAGAGGAAAAGAAACAUCAUGAAGUCAAGUUGAGAGAAGGGUUGAAGGACUUGGCUGCUAAACGGAUGGAACUGCAAAAUUCUCUAUCUUCUUCAUGGUCCAAGCAAGAUGCGGCUGUGGCAAAAACAAAGGAGUUGAAAAAACUAUGUGAGAGUACACUUUCAUCGAUGUUUGAUGGAAGACCAGUUAAUAUAAUUGGAGAGAUCAACGCCAUUUUGACUAGUGGCGUUGGAGCAUGAGGAAGAGGAAUUUACUUUCAUGAUGAUCAAGCUUAUAGGUGGACAGUGGCGGGCCAAAAUAACUUUAGAAAAAUUUCUUUUAGUUUUU
Molecule: messenger RNA, 1384 nt
Organism: Vigna umbellata (rice bean)
Lineage: Eukaryota; Viridiplantae; Streptophyta; Magnoliopsida; Fabales; Fabaceae
Source: RefSeq, a predicted model, not a curated record